Molecule: messenger RNA, 2779 nt
Organism: Caenorhabditis angaria
Lineage: Eukaryota; Metazoa; Nematoda; Chromadorea; Rhabditida; Rhabditidae
Source: the annotation of a GenBank genome assembly
AUGAAAGCAGUAACAACGAGUAAGAAGCAAUUGGAAAAAUGGAUUGAAAAAUUGGGAGUUGAUUUUGCGAAAAAUGUAAGAAUGUAUGGUCGCCCUUACAUUUGCCGAUCUCAUUUUGUUAGAGAUAGUUUUGGACGUGUCCCAGCAUUGGCAUUACCAAAACCUCUGCCAUUCUCCUCAAACUUUGCUGAAAACGUGGUUAUGACAAAUUCAACUUCGAAAUCAGACAAAGAAAUUGCGGUUGCUCCAACUUCGAAAUCGGACAAAGAAGAAGCGGUUGCUCCAACUUCGACAUCAUACAAAGAAGAAGCGGAUGUAUCUGAAGUUGUAGAAAUUCAAGAAAAAACCGAUGAUGAUGAAGAUUUAUCAAAUUUGUCAGAUGAAAGCGGAUAUGAUUUGAUUCAGCAACAAGUCGAGGCGGUAAAAGAUCCGAAUUAUCAACCCAGCACUUCUGAAUAUCGACAAAUUUUGGAUGAUGAAAGUUUUGAUAAUGAUUUUGACCAGACAGUCGACGAGAAGGAGUCAGAUAUCGAUUUUGUGCUCGUCUCUUUUCAACUUUUAUUGCCCUUGAUUUUAAAAUGCUACAGUUGCUUUUCAAUUGCAAAUUACAAACUGUCGAAAUUCGGAGCUGUUUUGACAUUUGAUUGCACGUGUGAAUGUAGCAGGACUUGGAGAUGGUCUACCAGCCAGAAAGUGAAGAAAAACGACAAUACAAGUUCGAAAAGAUUUGAGCUGAAUGUUUCUUUGACAACGGCCGCUGUUACAAUCGGAUUAUCGUAUUCGGUAUGUUUUGAAUCUUUAUAACUAGAAAAAAAAUGAAAUUCGAUUUUUUCAGAAUAUCAUGUCAAUCUUCAGCGUAGUCAAAGCACCAUUUAUUUCAAAAACCACUUUUUAUGAAACCAGAAGGCUUGGAGUCGUACCAGCGAUCAAUAAGGUUUUCAUGGAGCAGAGACAAAAAAUUAUCAAGAUUUUAAAACAAAUCGUAAGUUUUUUUUGUGAAUUUUGCUUUUCUGAAAUUUGUAAAAAAAAAAAACGCCAACACAAAAAUUUCGGAAAUUGUGAUAAAACUUUGAUAAUGUUUGCCUCUAAUUUCCCAGAAAAACUAACUCAUCAAAAAACUGAAACAGUUUUUAAAAAUUAUUCAAAUUGAGGAGAAAAUAUUGAAAUUUUACUAAAAUAUAAUCUUUAAUCAUAAAAAUGACGUGAAAUGAAAAAGUGUUAUUUCUUACAAUUUAGAAUAUUCCGAUUGAUGCGGCUGGUGAUGGAAUGUACGAUUCUCGCGGUUAUUGCGCAUUCUGGUGCCGGUACAUUAUCAUUUGCACGCUCACAAAGUUCGUUUUACAUUACAAAAAUGUGAGGAAAACAGCAGGAAGUGAGUUUCAAACCAGAAAAAUCGAACAAUUUUUCAAAUUUUAUAGAAGGAUCAAAAGGACUGGAACCUAUUGCUCAGUCACAGUGUUUGUCGGAAUUGGUUGAUAUGUUGAAGGAAACUUUCGUUAAUGUAGAUCCAAUUCGAAGUUUGACGACUGAUCGCGAUUUAGCUGUGGCUGCAAACAUGAAAAAUCAGUUUCCAAAAAUCAUUCAUCGAUUUGAUCUAUGGCAUCUUAUCAGGAAUCUCACUAUGGACAUUUGGCCGAAGAAAGAUCAGAAGCAGAUGAUUCCAAUUAAACCAUGGAUUCAGGCAAUUAUUAAUAAUGUAUAUUCGUCCAUUCAAAAUUCCGGCGGAGAUCCAAUAAUUGCGAGAGAAUUGGUUAUGUCAAGCUUCGCACAUUGUCUCGAUCAACAUUCGAAUUUCCAAAAUAUCACAUGGUACAAAUUCACCAAAGUGAAUCAAUGCCGGCAUUCUCCAACUUCAACAAGUCACGUUGGAUUUUUGAAUCCUAAUAAUGUGAAGGAUAUGAAAGCUUGGGAAGCUUUGAGAAAAAUUUUUGUGAAGGGAAAUCGAUUGAAUGAUAUUGGUCAAAUUUCGGCACAUUUUAUGACAAGUGAAUGCGAGAGCUUCAACGCAUUAUCGAAAAAAUAUGCGCCCAAAGAUAAAUAUUUGUGGGUUUUUCUUUUUGAGAUUGCAAAUUUUUAAAAAUUCAGUAGCAAAUUCUACAAAACUUGACAUUCAAGAAUUUCCCUACAUUUUAUCUCGAAUGCUUGAAAUCCAUAUGAAUUUCAGCCCGAAAAAUAUGAAAAUCUAAAGCCUGAAAAGUAUGACACUAAAAAAUGUAGGACAGUUUUAAAAUUAAAAGUUUGACUGUAGCUAAUUAUCAAUUUUUUACAGUAGCUCACAUGAAACUACAACACGACUAGCAGUUCUUCACUGGAAUCAUUUAAAAAUUGAAGAAUUGGAGGGAAGAAGGACUGUGAUCGGUGGGAAAAGCUCGAUGAACAAAACAAAACAGCAAAAACGAGUCAAAAAGAUGAAAUCACCGUCUGACCACUCUUGGAGAAUCGAAAUCAAAAACGCAGCACUUUCAAUUUUUGGUAAGUUUUUUUUACUUUUAACAUUCAGUGAACAUAUUUUUCCAGGUGAAGAACUUUCAAAGAAGUCGAAUAAUUUGCAAGAAGAGGAAAAAGAAGAAUCCAGUGACGAAGAAUUUUCUUUAGAGAAUUUGACCGACAAAGAUUACUUUGAAAAAAGGGUGAGUUAAUAUCUUUUUUUCAAAUUUCAAUCGAAAUGAUCGUGAUUUUUUAGCUUCAGCAAGUUUUCGACGAAUUCGAAUCAAGUUCAGAAAAAAGCGAAAGCGAUAGUGAUGCAGAAGAAUCAGAUGAACCAGAUGAAGCUGAUUAA